Messenger RNA from Dimorphilus gyrociliatus, 2427 nucleotides. Lineage: Eukaryota; Metazoa; Annelida; Polychaeta; Dinophilidae. The record is from the annotation of a GenBank genome assembly.
ACUUAGUCAGAAAGCAUGGUUGUGCUAGAUAACAAAUUGGCGGCAAGAGGAAACUGCUAUUACUUAACUUUUUAGGACGUUUAUUAUUUGUUUGUUCUAUUUUAUUGAACUAUUUUCGAGUAAAUAAUAUUCUAUUACUUAAGAGUCGUAGUAAUUUGCAGUAGAAGACUUUUAAGUAGUCGAAUUAAAGUUUUUGGGGGUUCACGAAUUAUCGCUCAGUUCUGAACGUUCUUCAUUGUUCUAAGAAGUGUAGGAUGAACAAUGGCUUCAGCUUCAGUGGUGCCUUGCGAACUCAACACUACAAUUGAGGAGAACGAAAUUGAGCAAAAUGAAAUAAACGCAUUUGUUAAGGCCAUACCGCAAGUAGAAGUGUAUUUCGACGUUCUGGGAAAAACCGGCGAUGGUACCUUCAGUUCGGUCUUUGUAGCCCAGUUGAAAGGAAAUCAACAGAAAGAGAAAUAUGCCCUAAAAAACAUUAUACCAACGAGCAAAGCUGACAGAGUAGCUAAUGAGCUGAAAUGCUUAAAGGAAAUUGGAGGAUCAAAUAACGUAAUUGGAGUAAAGGCCGUGAUAAGAAAUGGUCAACGAAUCACCAUCGUUAUGCCUUAUAUUGAACACGAAAAGUUUACGGACUAUUUCGUUGAUAUGACUAUUAGUGAAAUUAAGGAAUAUAUGAGGAAUCUACUAUUAGCUUUGAAAAGAGUGCACGAAUUUGAUAUAAUUCAUCGUGACAUUAAACCUUCGAAUUUUUUAAACAACCGACAAAAAAGAAAGUAUGCACUGGUUGAUUUCGGUCUGGCGCACCCCGCACCAAAAUCCCAUGAAGCACUCAAGAGAGAACUUGGUGAAGAACCAUCUGAUACCUUAAAGUCCAUCGAGAACUGGGGCAAAACACCUAAGCAACAAAAAGUGGCUACAAAGAAACCUUGGUCGCCAAGACGAUUGACACUUGUUACCAACGCCACCAAGAAUUCAACGAGGUAUGACAAAUGCCAAUGUGUUGGAAAGCCGACUGUCUGCUCUAUUUGCUUAUCAAGACCCAGGCAGCAAGCUCCAAGAGCUGGAACCCCAGGUUUUAGAGCUCCGGAAGUCCUCCUACGUCAUGCUGAUCAGACAACAGGUUUGUAAAGGAUGAUAAAACUUUAUAUAAACUCCAAGGUCGAUCUGAGAACAUGAAGGAAGAAUUAUGCUCCACCGAAGUUCUAUUUGAGUCAACAGACGAGACUUUCGGCGAUUGGCACAUGAAAGUGAACGUGUGCUAUACAUUGACGUCACUUUUAUGUGUCAAAACGUCGCGAGUAACUCCAGAUAUUGUUCAGUGAAAUGAAUACUUAAAGAAGAAAUUGCUAUAACUAUUCCUUUUGAAACUACAUAUCAUAAAGUUAUAAAACUAUUAUUUCACAGCUAUCGACAUUUGGUCAGCCGGGGUAAUAUUGCUUUCAUUGCUGAGUUCUCGAUAUCCCUUCUUUAAUGCAAAGGAUGACGUUUCUGCUCUUGCCCAAAUUAUCGCAAUCUUUGGGGUUGAAAGUAUUAAGAAGACGGCUGCAAAGCUUAGUAAGAUACUAACAACCAGUGCCAAUCACCAGGCAAUCGAUUUGGAAACCCUGUGUAAAGAAUUAAGAAAGAAGUCUAAGAUGGUUGAUAAGAGAGAUAUGUGGGUGGAAGCGCCACCAAGUGCCUACGACCUAUUAAAGAAGAUGUUAAUGGUUGAUCCAGCUAAGAGAAUUACAGCUGAAGAAGCCUUACAACAUACAUUUUUACUUGAAAACUGAUCAAUUUCCAGGAUCUUUCUCUAAAUUUUCCACAAACAAACACUUGAAUAUUUCUUUCAAAGUCAAGAUUUUUAGUCAAAACUUGUUUGUUAAUGAUUUUAAUAUCAAACACAAGUCUUUUCCCAGAUAUUCUACAAUCAAGAAUAACUGUGCUCAAAGUAUUAGUAUUCACCUAAAUGUAUAAAACCAUAUUCAGUAGUUAGUGACGUUUCUAUAAAAUAUGAUCUCCAAAGAUUGAUGAAAUAAUAUGAUUCGGAAUUUUCUAUAAUUAUCGAACAAUGUAUUUAUUUUUCCAACAAUUCUAGUAUUCAUUAUGUUGUUAUCUGAUCUCGUUAUUAAAAUUGCAUUCAAUUGUUGAAUAGCAACGUUUGGCUUCAUAUGAACCAGAGCUCGUUUAACUGUAGUUAUCUUUAAUAUUUUAAGUGGAUGAUCCAAGGUGUAAAUUAAAGACUUUUAUAAUAAUUUACCAUAUAAUAAAUCAUAACUAAAUCAUUGUCAAUUAUUGAAUAGUAUAGACAAAAGCACAAUAAAUGCGCAAGUAUAGCUAAUCUGAUGAUAUUACGAAAACUUAAAACAGCGACAUCUGUAGAUGCUAAAUCUAUACGAGGAAAUCUUGCAACAAUCGGAAAAAAAGAGACUGUACAUUUUUUUUUUU